Molecule: messenger RNA, 5560 nt
Organism: Mobula hypostoma (lesser devil ray)
Lineage: Eukaryota; Metazoa; Chordata; Chondrichthyes; Myliobatiformes; Myliobatidae
Exons: 6
Coding region: 122-1093 (323 amino acids)
Biological process (GO): B cell differentiation; B cell receptor signaling pathway
Cellular component (GO): external side of plasma membrane; B cell receptor complex
Source: RefSeq, a predicted model, not a curated record
UCCAGCUGCUGAGAGCCGGUGCUGAGUGGAGACCGUAGCUCCGGCUGCGUCUCUCUCUGUCUCUUUCUGCCUCCCCGGAACCGGCUGCUCUCAGUCAGUGGUCACGCUGCUCUCUCUCCACAUGGACGCCGGAACCGUCCUGGCUGCACUGAUGGAGCUGGCCGUCAUUUCGGCAGUUUCAGGUGCUUCAGUACAACAGCUCCCCAGCAAAAAGACCCACAAGGAGGGAGAAACGAUGAAGUUCAUCUGCGCCUUCUCGUUCGUGCGGAAGAAUUCUGAGGUCCAAGUGCGCUGGUGGAAAGACGGCGAGAGCUCCUUCCUGGCGCCGAGCAGCCGGCGCAUCUUUAAAAAACGGAAUUAUCUUAGCGCGCUUUUUGACCUUCAGAAUCUGAGAGUCUCCGACUCCGGCCGAUAUUACUGCAGUGUUGCAUAUGAAAGAAAAUACUACAACGGGACGGGCACGGAGCUUCAAGUACUCGCUUCCCUGAACCUGCCGCAGAUUACCUCCACGCUGGUUAGGAAAGGCUCUUCGAUGAUCCUGAGGCUUGUCUGUACGGUUGCCGAAUCGCAGUCCCGGGAGCUGGCCUUUGCAUGGAUGGCGGACAACACGGAGGUUGGAAGCGGCGCCAAGCCACACGUGGAGCCGUUGCAGGGAGAUCUCUUCCGAGUCUCCAGCUCACUUGAGGUUGUGCGUCCAGCCAGGAACGCGACAGUGUACACCUGCCAAGUCACCUAUCCCGGCAACAGGGUUCAAAAGCAAAAUUACACGUACAUUGCCAGCGCUAAAGACAGACAGACAGCUGUUUUCCCCUGGUGGAUUUACGUCUGUGCAGCGGCUGCCGCAUUCGUUCUGCUUCUCCUUCUUACGGUCAUAUGUUUAGUAUGCAAGCGCAAAAGAAGAAGUGAUGAAUAUCGAAGUGUUCCUAAAGAGAUGCAUACGCAGAUACUGCCUGGUCAAAGGAUGCCUCCCAGAAGUGUCGCGAAAGGCACAGAGCUCAGGAACAUGAACCAGAGACCACGAUGCCCGCAUGUCCCCCCAAGAAGGCAGCAGGGACUUGGCAAGAAUGUUUAUGCUACUCCACAAUUCAAAUAGCAAUAGGGCUGCGGAAAGAGCUAUCGGAACAACGAAAACUCGGAACAGCACUGGACCACAUACAACAAUAAGGUUCCUCUCCAUUCCUGGUUGGUCCAAAGAUUUAAAUAUCAAAUAUAUAUUAACAACUCUUUUAGAUGUUUCAAUCUCUUCAGCAUAUUUUCCUAAUAUCUUCCUGCGUGUUAAAAGUAAGACCAUAUUCAUAGCAGCAGAAUGAGGCCAUUCAUCCCAUCCGGUCCAUUCCAACCAUUCCAUUAUCCCCUCAAUCCCAUUCUCCUGCCUUCUCCCUGUAAUCUUUCACAUCCCGACUAAUCUAGAAGCUGUCAACCUCUGCUUUAAAUAUACUUGAUGACUUGGCCUGCACAGCUGCCUCUGGCAAUGAAUUCCACAGAUUCACUACCAUUUGGCUAAAGAAAUUCCUCCUCAUCUGUUCUAAAUGGAUAUCCCUCAAUUCUGAGGCUGUGGCCUCUGGUCCUAGACUCCCCCACUAGAGAAAGCAUCCUCUCCACAUCCACUCCAUUUAGUGUUACGUAAACGGCAACAAUGAAUAUCAAUCGAGACAGGUUAUAUAAAAACAACCAAACAUUUAUUAAACACGGAUAAAUGAUAAGGAAAAAAAAAACACCCGAAAACUUUAACCAGAAGUUAACCUAUAUGCAGCCGUUCAAACAACUCUUCACUCGGCACUGGUUUCUUAAAGAGUUAAAUGCAAAAACAGUUCUUAAAGCGGUAAAGUCAGAUAUAGUUCUUAAAAUGUUAAAUUCGAAAGUCCAACAAAUUUACACGUCCAAUUGGGAGUGACUUCUCUGGAGAAGGAAUUCUUCACAGAUGCGACUUUCCUGCUGGUUCUGUCCACAGGAUUCCUGAUGCCGAAAAUAAACAGUUUAAGACAACUGAUCUUAAGUUCUUUUAGAGAGAGAGAGCAAACCGUUGCAUGAACUCCUUGCUCUUUUUGGCAAGAGUUAUCUUGAUGCAGGUCGUGAUCUUCCAACGAAGACUCAAUAAGGUUGAUCCUUUAUUAAACUGCCAAACGAUGCCGACUCCUCUCAAUCCUUCGAUCCUGUAACUCGAUAAAGUCUUCACUCUCCCUUCUACUUUUGGAAUUGAGUAAAUCAACACAUCUAGCAAAAAUUUCCAGUCCAAUAAUAUGGUAUCUUGCAAUAGAACACAAUACUCCGUUUUAAAAAUGAAACUGCAUCACAAAAGCAAACACGCAACAGAAACGGGGACACAGCACAUUCUACCUGGAAAUCUAUAAACUAAAAACUAACUGCAUCACCUGGGUUCGACCCUUAUAUAGCCAUGGUGCACAUGUCAUCACGUGACCUCACAUCGGCGGGAAAAUCACAUCAGGUGACCUCCAAAAGACCAUUACAUCAUUCUCACAAAAAAAACACAGAUCUCCUUGAGCAUGUAACAGUAGGCCUUUUUAAUAAUCAGUCAACAGGUUUCAGUGAGCGAGUAUAGGCCCAGAGCCAUAAAACAUUCCUCAUCUGAUAUGCCUUUCAUUCCCAAAAUCAUUUUUGUGAACCUCCUCUGCACCCUAUCCAAUGCCAGCACAUCUUUUCUCAGAUAAGGGGCCCAAAAUUGCUCAGAAUAUUCCAAGUGUGGUAUGACCAGUGCCUUAUAAAGCUUCAGCAUUACAUCCUUGGGUUUCUAUUCUAGUCCUCUCGAAAUGAAUGCUAACAUCGCCUUGCCUUCCGUACCACUGAUUCAACCUGCAAGUUAACCUGUAGGGAAUCCUGCAUGAGGACUCCCAAGUCCCUUUGCAUCUCUGAUUUUUGAGUCUUCUCCCUGUUUAGAAAAUUGACUACUCCUUUGUUCCUUCUAAUAAAAUGCAUAAUCAUACACUUCCCUAUACUAUAUUCCAUCUGCCACUUCUUUGUCCAUUCUCUCAACCUAAGUCCUUCCGCAAACUCCCUGCUUCCUCAAAACUACCUGCCCUUCCACCUAUAAUUGUCUGCAAAUUUGGCCACAAAGCCAUCAAUUCCAUCAUCCGAAUCAUUGACAUACAAUGUAAACAGACGUGGCCCCAACACAGAGGGAACACAGCUAGUCACCAGCAGCCAACCAGAAAAGGACUUCUUUAUUCCCCCGCCUCCUGCCAGUCAGACAAUCUCCCAUCCGUGCCAGAAACUAGGAGAUAAUGUAAUGCAACUUGUGUUUGUGACAAUAGCCUCAUUAAAACUCUGAGCAUGCCAUAAAGUGGGCUGGUUGUAAAUUGCAAGUAGCCCGACCCAAGUUUCUAGCACCCUUGCCCUGAUGAUAAAGAAAAUAUUGCACCAUAACUCAUGUAACCAUUUUCCUUAGCUGUGUAAAAAUAGGUGAUAAAUAUAAAUCAGAGAUUGGAUUGUGUUUGGGAAAAUUAGGAAGAAGACAAGUGGUGGCCAGUAAUAAAAGGAAAUAUAUUCUGGAGAUGAAUGAGCAUUUUGUAUAGACUUAAUGCAUAGAGUUACAAGCGCUGAGUACCAGGUUACUGUGUGCACCAGUUUAUAACCUAUAACAAUGCAGAUCCCAUUAUGGGGUUCUUAAGGCACACACGCUCUGAGAGUAGUCCAAAAUGCAUUAGCUGUAUUUUGAAGUUGUUUGGCAGAAGAUCCAACCAAGAUUAUGUUGUCAAUAUAGUGACUGAUAAAAUUUAGACAGCAGCUUCUUCAUCAAGAGCUCAGAGUCAAUUGUGGAAUAGGAACAUUUCAUCUGGAUCAAUCAGUUUGUAGUUUGAAAGUAACACAAACAGCAAGUCGAAAUGUACCCCGAUAAAACAUCAAAUUAAUCAAGAACUUAAUUUUAAUCUGGGGAAAUGUGACUGCAUUCCACUGAAAACCACAUUACUAUUACAUAAGAAACGUACAGGUAUGUUUCUGAAACCCAUGUAAAGGUGAUUUAUAAGACAUACCAUGGUGAACCAGUUCUAUAAUUGGCUGUUCAUAGAAUUGUAGAACAGUAGAGGAACAGGUCCUUCCAUGAUGUUUAUGCCAACCUUGAGGCCAAAUUAAACAAAUUACACAGCAUCAAAACCCUUUAGAGUGGCUACACAUGUAUAGCUGUAAGAGUGAUACAACAAGUUGGUCCCACUCCUUUUCCUUUUCAUUCAAAUAAAUUUAAUUGCACUUACUACUACACUGGAGGCUACUCUGCCCACUAGGAUUAUGCUAGGUCUAGGCAGAGCAAUCCCAUUGGAAUCAUUCCUCCCUUUUCUGAUGGUCUCUGAUACAAUAAAUCCUCUAAUUUAAUUAAGCCCUGUUAAUUUGAAUUGAAAGUUUUAUUGCUGAAAAUUAUAAUUAAUCUCUAUACCUCAGGUUUUUAAAUACGUUGUUGAGAAGUUAUCUAUUUUCUGAUUUAGGAUUCCUUUACAUACCAGAGCAAUAGAUAUCUAAUCAUUCAUUUUCUAACGCUUCAUUGUUUUCUAGCAGUCAUAGACUCUUAAAAUGUGCACAUUACCUAAAUAUCAGGAGCUACUAUGGAGUUUUCAUCAGUGUAUUGAUUGUGUAGGAUCAAAUUCAGCCUCAAAGACAGAGUUCCUUGUAUUCAUUCUCUUCUCUUGAAUUCUGCCAAAACUCCAAAAUCACAAUUUGUGAUUAAUUUCAAACAAUAUAAGAAUUCUUAAAAAGCCUUGCAAGAUGAAUGGAUGGUGCUAUCUGUUAACAAAAUGGUGAAUGAGGCAAUCUUUUAGGUAAUUCCCAGUAACUCUCAUGAAACAAUAUUGUGAGCACCGUCUGCACAUAGUCAGUACUGUGGUGUAAAUACCAUUAAUUGUGGACAGUGUGUUGUGUUAGGGAACAGAUAACAAUCUUGCUUAUGAUACAAGCACAAUCUCUGCACUGUGAGGAACAUAUUCCUGAAGAGAAAGUACAAACAUGACUUAUAGGCUUGGACUGGUUUAGGCAACAUAUAUUCUCAAAGAGAAAUUAGUCUGUCUCAGUGGAGUUUCCUGGCAGCCAGCACAGAAGUCACGGAAAUGUUCAGCAAUAGAAAAACAGACAAAUAAUAUUUUAGUUUCAACAUCGAUAGUGUGGAGAGUUAAAUUUCAUCAGAGAUAAUAGAUCAAAGCAUGUCAGUUCAAUAAGACUUACAACAACUAUACAGCACAAUAUGUAGAUUAGAAAACAUUUCUCCGCGUCUUUGACUUUAUUGUUAAAAGGUAGUUCUUUGUUUCCUUAGUUAGAGUCUAGACUCAAGCAUUUGAACAUCAAAAUCAUUCAAUUAUUUUUUUAAAAAGCUUUUUCAGCUUAUGUUUUAUUGCUAUAUUAACAUUAAAAUAAUUGAUCAAAGGCUCAUUGGUAUUACAAUGUCUUAAAACAUCAGAACUUUAAGUAUUGCUAACACAUUUUGAUUAUGCAUGGGAGUGGGAUCAGGCACAGGAGCCCCGGCUCUUCAUCCCACUGAAACAAGGGAAUAGAUAGACCUUACGUUCUGCCUCAGGAAGGUAACUGUCCUUUACAUCCCCGCCCCCCACCCCCACUGCAA